AUUUUUUUGAAGAUACAGAUAGAUAGUUAGCCGGUCAAAUUAAUUGCGUAAUAAUUUAUCCCGAAUCAGAUUGAAUAAUAGCAAGUCAAUGCUCUCCCAUCCCAUCCCACCCCCCAAAUCCAACCCGCGCCUCCGAUUUGCCCCGCCAUCAAAUUCAACUUCAACUACGCAGUACAACUACAACUACAACUACAACUACAACUACAACCAACCUCCAAUUUAUUUUGCACUGUGGACUCAAUCACCAGUCCAAUUGCUGAGCUGUCAUUGUCCUUUUGCUAUAUAUCCUUACACUAGCCCUGUUUCGUUAUUGUAUAUAUCUUAUUUAUCUCCAACUUUUUUAUUGAGUCACACUUAGUGCGCUUGUUAUAUAUACUACGGUGAUUGCGCGGUGCAGGACAUUGAUAGCACCAAAGAUAGAGAGAAGAGACAGACAAGAUGGUUACUAUUGUUCUAGGUGCACAGUUUGGUGAUGAGGGCAAAGGAAAAAUCACAGAUCUCCUUUCUCAAUCUGCCACACUUUGUUGUCGAGCAGCUGGUGGACACAAUGCGGGCCACACAAUCGUUCAUGAUAACAUAACCUAUGACUUCCACAUACUUCCCUCCGGCCUCAUCUCGCCCGACUGCGUCAACCUCAUCGGGAGCGGAACCGUGGUGCAUGUGCCCAGUUUCUUCAAGGAACUCGAUGCGCUAAAAGCGAAGGGACUGAAGGAAGCUGAUAAGCGAAUAUUCAUCAGUGAUCGGGCGCAUGUCUGCUUUGAUCUGCAUUCCGUUGUCGACGGGUUGGAAGAGGCAGAUUUGGCAGGGAAGAAGGUCGGGACUACGGGGAAGGGUAUUGGGCCUUGCUAUAGCGAUAAGGCAUCUAGAAGAGGCGUGCGGAUUGGGGAGGUGUUGGAAGAGGGUGUGGCGGAGGAUAAAUUGCGGAGUCUGGAGGCGGGCUAUCGAAGGCGGUUUGGAGAGUUGCAGUAUGAUCUUGAAGAUGAGGUUAAGAGGUUUAACGAAUACCGCACAAAACUCCAACCCUACGUCGUCGACCAGAUGGCCUUCCUGGAAAAAUACCGCUCUUGUCCAUCCGUCCUAGUCGAGGGUGCAAACGCCCUCAUGCUCGACAUCGAUCACGGCACCUAUCCCUACGUAACCUCCUCCUGCACAGGUCUAGGCGGCGCCAUCCAGGGCCUAACCCUCAACCCAACCUCCAUAAAAUCCAUCGUCGGCGUUGUAAAAGCGUACACUACCCGCGUAGGCUCCGGCCCCUUCCCCACCGAACAGAUCAACGACAUCGGCGAAAAGCUGCAAUCCGUCGGACGCGAAUUUGGCGUCACAACCGGCCGACGACGCCGCUGCGGCUGGCUCGAUAUGGUCAUGUGCCGCUACAGCAAUGCCAUCAACCACUACACCACCAUCAACCUCACCAAGCUGGAUAUUCUGGAUGACUUCGAUGAGAUUAAGGUUGCGGUUGCGUAUAAGCUGGACGGGAGGCGGUUGGAGUCGUUCCCUGCGCAGCUGGAGGUGCUGGAUAAGGUUGAGGUGGAAUAUGUGACUUUCCCUGGGUGGAAGUCGAAUACCAUGGGUGUUACUAGGUGGGAGGACCUGCCGGUGAAUGCGCGGCGUUAUGUCCAGUUCAUUGAGCAGGAGAUGGGCGGUGUACCUAUUAAGUGGAUUGGGACUGGCCCAGCGCGGACCCAUAUGAUUGAGCGCGAGGUAUAACCCACGCCUCUCCAGGCAUGUACCAUUUUAUUUCUGGGAACGCUUCAUUCUAGUUUACCGUACCGCUGUUUCAUUAUUCUACAAUAUAUCCUUUGUUUUUAUCUGAUGGGUUUUGGUUUCCCCUUCAUGCCCCUAUCCAUAUAGAUAUCUUUUGGUUUGUAUCGCUUACUCUUAGAAUUCCCCUUUGCUUUCCCUUUCUUUCUUUUUCUUUUUCUUUUUCUUCUUUUUGUUUGAGAUUUUUUUUGUCCAGAGUAUCACAGCGCCUAUCGAAUACGUGUGCUAAAACUUCUUUCCCAGUUUCUCUCCAGUUUUCUUCUGCUUAUAUCCUAUUUUCCUUGGGAUUGUUUACACUGUUUAGAUCAUCUCUGUCUUCACGUUUCCAGGUUUAAUCUUGUAUAGAGUAAUGGUCUGAAGAUAUUAUUAUCAUGAAAAGCAGGGUGAGGGGGUCAUCAUCCUGGAUAGACCUAGAUUGGGGAUGCAUACAUAUAUCAGGUGAGGAACGGAGUAUCGUCACAAUCAAAUGCAAAGCCGUCUUCUAACAUUCCAAACAUGUGGUAAUUGAACCAAAACUCAAGAAUAUGAAAAAUGGGAAAACGGAAUAAAUCCAAAACAAGGUAUUUAAACGACACUCCACUUAAUCGGGACUUAAAUCACCCUGCCCUAUCCUCCGCUGUGGCUCAUUAACAGCGGGCAAUGUGAAGCCCUUCGAAUCCGCCAUAAUGGCUUUCCGACUAGCCAUAGCACGCUCCUGGCGUGACAACAGGUCAGUAUCGCGCUUAUACUGUCGCUCAUUCGCAGCCUCCAGCUCCUUCAGCCUGCGGGAUUCAGCUUGCACCCGCCCGUCAAACACACCCUGUUGGAUUGCCGCGGAUGCCUUUUGGUACUCGAUCUGUAGCCUACCUUCCUCCUUCGUGGCCUCGAGCCGAACCUGGUUGAGGGUGCGCUGUUGCUGGAGAUCUGAAUUUCGCUGCUGGUCCGCUAUCCAUUGGCGCUGUGCAGCUGCGGUGGCUUCUAGGCGUAGUUGUAGCGCUGCAGAGUUGGCUGUGGCUGCGUCGCGGUUUUCUGCUACUUUGCGGUCUUGCUGGAUCCGAAGGCUAUGUGUUUUUAUCAUGACGAGGCUUUGCUGCUCCGCGGCUUCCAUUUCGCGCUUCAGCGCUAGUUGGUGCUCCUCGUCUUGCUCCUGCAGGCGGCGCUCUCGUGCUUUUCGUCUCCUGUCCUCCUCGAGGAUGUCCUGUGGGGCUCCGACCAUGUCUGGCGGUUGAGGGCCGUCCUGUCUGUAGAAAAUGUCCUUGCAUCCGUUGGCCUUAAGGAUAUGUAAGAGGUCUGGUACAUAUUCUUUGGAACUCCUUUGAAGACCUUUGGAAAUAUACAUUGUAGGGGAAAAUAUGAAGCCGUCCUGAGAAUAAAAAUUCUUCUCAUCGUUAAUACGUCUCCAGAGCCCACUAGCUAGGAGUGCCUUUGUAACAUUCGUGCAGCCGGUUGGGUUGUCCAGGGCAUGCAUUAAUAGCGGCUUGUGACCUCUAUCAGAGAUAAGUUCAGCUUUUCCAGCCACGAGAAUAUCAAUCGUCUGUCUGAGUUUGCCAAAUGCUGUCGCUGAAUCUGCUGACGCGUUGAGGCAGAGCUCUGCCAACGCACUCCGACCAUCAUGAGCCAUCGAAGGGAAGUUAGGAUCAUGGCCAUACUCAAUGAGCAACUUGACGGCUUCAGAGUGCAAUUCACGCGAAGCUUCAUGUAUGCUUCCAUCAUCAACACCAGCAUUGGCGUUUAACAAGUGGUGCAUGGCUGCUACUUGGCCGCGUUUGCUGGCGUAAAAGAGUGGAGUGCGGCCAGACGUGUCGCAUAUAGAAACAUCAGCACCGUGUUGGAUGAGUGUGUGCACCAUGUCCGGUGUUCUCUCCAUCGUUGCGAUCAAUAGGGGGGUCUGAUGAGAACCAGUUGAUUGGAAGUUCGGGUUUGCUACCGAAGAAAAUGUUAGACAGAGAUCCAGAAACGAAUUCUAAAAAGAUUCCACCCUUACCUCCAUUCCUCAAUAGGCAAUCAAUAACAUAAGGACUGAUUUUCUGUUGCGGCUGAAGAAGAGCCCAUAGAAGAAGAGACACCUGCUCGUAUCCUUCUUUGGACUCGAUGACAUACGGGAUGGUUUGAUCAACAAGAAUAUCAGCUUUCAGCAAAGCUUCAAGAAUCUUGGUCCCACGCGGCCACUUUCUUAACGCUGCAAAUGUGACUGGUUCCUGUUGUGUCCCAUCAGCAUCAUACAUAUAGCGAUUUAAAUCUGGAAUGCCUCCGGGAAUUUGAGUGAACAUUUCGAUCAACUCAAGGGUAGUAUCUUCAGGCAAAUUUGAUGAAAGGAUAGUAGAGAAUGCUGCAGGUAGGUUUGCUGUUGAUUCAAUAGAGCCCAAAAGCAUUCGUACAA
Messenger RNA from Blastomyces dermatitidis ER-3, 4120 nucleotides. Its product is annotated as adenylosuccinate synthetase. Lineage: Eukaryota; Fungi; Ascomycota; Eurotiomycetes; Onygenales; Ajellomycetaceae. The coding region runs from base 439 to 1707 and encodes 422 amino acids. The record is from RefSeq and is a predicted model, not a curated record. Gene Ontology annotation, biological process: 'de novo' AMP biosynthetic process; IMP metabolic process. Gene Ontology annotation, cellular component: cytoplasm. Gene Ontology annotation, molecular function: adenylosuccinate synthase activity; GTP binding. The transcript is spliced from 4 exons.